ACAUACUGGCGUCUGAGGAACAUUCACCAUAACAUAAAUUAAAUGGCCAUUUUAGAAAGAAACAUUUUUAUUUUAACUUUGGUCGGGGUAUGGAAACCUGAUCAUUGGAAAGGAUUUAAAGCUGCUCUUUAUUACUUUUACAUUUGCUUGGUGACAAUUGUCAAUCACUCAUUUCUUCUUUCUGGUGUUUUGGAUUUUGAGUUACGAAAUAUCGACGUUGUUGUGAUCAUUGAUAAUUUAUCAUUAUUGAUUUGUGUAUUCACAAUUCGUUAUAAAAUCAUCACAUUACUGUAUUAUCGUAAAUUUAUCGAAGAAUUUGUAAAUUGUUUUGAACGAGAUCCAUUCAGAGCAAAAGACGAUGAAGAAGAAAAGAUUUAUAUAAAAUUUGAUAAGCGUACAAAGACACUAUCAAUAUUGUAUGCGGGGCUUUUUACUGUAGCAGUAUCGUGGUAUUCAGUAGGUCAUAUAUUGCGAAUGAGUCCGCCUAUUGUAAUGCCUUAUCAAGGAUGGUUUCCUUAUAACUAUACAACACACAAAUAUUAUUGGCCAACGGUAAUUUAUCAACUUUACGCAGUCUGCAGUGGUGCAUGGGUUAAUUUAGCUUAUGACUCAAUAUUUUGUUCUAUAUUGUACUAUAUUUGUGCGCAGACACACAUUCUUAAGCAUCGAUUUUCUGUACUAGCGGAAAAUUUACAGAAAAUUAAUGAAGGAAAUGACGGGAGCGUAAAUAUCAGAGAAAUAGAACGGAAAAUGAUUGGUGACUGGGUUGAUUAUCAUAACAACAUACUCGAUUUAGUAAAAUUUGUGAAAUCUUUUUUCUCCACGGCCAUAUUUGUGCAGUACACAGCGAGUUCACUUUUGAUUUGCAGUAUUGCGUAUACGUUAUCACACACAGAAACUCGGUCAAUGAAUUUCGCUGGUAAUUUUUUUUAUCUCAUAGCUAUGACGAUCCAGAUAUUUUUUCAGUGCAUUGCUGCUGAUCAAGUUUCAGUUGAGUUCGCUGACAUUACUAAUGCGCUUUUCCGCACUAACUGGUAUAAUUUAAGUAAUAACGUACAAAAGUCCUUGACAAUACUCGCAGAACCUUUGAAACCCACUUUAAUAAAUAGUGGAUACUUUGUUAUAUUAUCUUUGGACUCAUUUACAAAAGUGAUUAAAUUAUCGUAUACUAUUUACAACGUACUUGAAUAAUGUAAUUGUAACUUGCCUAAGUUGCGUUUAAUAAUCUAACUAUUGAGGUUAUGAAUGAGUUAACCUUUCGUUACUCGCGCUAUGAGCGAAUCGCCGACUAACAACUACUCAACCUAUAGAGACUCGCUACAGUGCGAGCUAGAAACUAAAAAAGACGCGAGUAACGAAAGGUUAAGUUUACUUGGAGAAGCAUUGAAUAAUUUUUUUUGCAACUCAUGGUAAGAAAGCAAGUCUUUGAUUGGUUAAAAAUGACACUACAAAGAAUAAAUAUCGCGGAGAAUGUCCACAUUUUUCGUGAAAAAUAUGACAAAUCUACACUUUUUACAGAUAUAUUGAUAUACUAUUUAUUAGACAUUAAACGAUCCAACAGAAAACCCAAUCAACAGCCGUCUCGAGUUAGGACAACGGAAAGUCCCAGACUAUAGAAAAUCAUCUUACUGUAUUUAAUUGUAUAGUCGUCCCGAUGAAAGCUUGGGAUUUUUUCCCACCACGAUU
Microplitis mediator is the source of this 1686-nucleotide messenger RNA. Its product is annotated as odorant receptor 94b-like. NCBI's taxonomy places the organism in Eukaryota, Metazoa, Arthropoda, Insecta, Hymenoptera, Braconidae. Gene Ontology annotation, cellular component: plasma membrane. The transcript is spliced from 5 exons. The coding region runs from base 43 to 1191 and encodes 382 amino acids. Gene Ontology annotation, molecular function: odorant binding; olfactory receptor activity. The record is from RefSeq and is a predicted model, not a curated record. Gene Ontology annotation, biological process: sensory perception of smell; detection of chemical stimulus involved in sensory perception of smell.